Lingula anatina is the source of this 2434-nucleotide messenger RNA. RefSeq names its product tRNA (guanine(6)-N(2))-methyltransferase THUMP3. The record is from RefSeq and is a predicted model, not a curated record. Gene Ontology annotation, molecular function: tRNA (guanine) methyltransferase activity; RNA binding. Lineage: Eukaryota; Metazoa; Brachiopoda; Lingulata; Lingulida; Lingulidae. Gene Ontology annotation, biological process: tRNA methylation.
GAUUUGCCAUAGUCAACAUGUCUGCGCCCAUCUCGCCUGUGGUGGAGGCCUCCUCCAGACAGGAUUUGUGCGAAAUUGAAGCCACAGUAACCAGCGGAUUUGAAGUCGUAGCAUUGCAAGAUGCCGUCGAGAAGUUGGGUUGUAAAGUCGUCAGAGGAAGAGGCAGGAUUUUUAUUCACAUCCCUGUGAAGCAAGCGGAAAAGGUGCUACAGCUUGGGGGUGUUGAUAACUUGUAUGUGGUAGUGAAACGAUACGAAGAUUUCAACUUUUCAAAGGACCAGCUUGUCCUUCAGGGUGCUGUAAACUGGCCCAAUGCGUAUCAUAUAUGUGGUGACAACCAUGAGAAGGCCUGGCCUAGAUGUCAGCAGAACCUGGACUUUGUCCGUGAGAAGAGGAGAGUGAAAGGAAGGUCGUCAGCUACUUGUGAUGUGAUGAAGUGGGACGUGACUAACCUACCUCUACGAGAUAACACAGUGGACGUCUUUAUUACGGACUUGCCAUUUGGUAAAAGACUGGGCUCCACCAUGGACAACAGAGUACUGUACCCUAAAGCAUUAACUGAGAUGGCCAGAGUGUGCAAACCUAAGACUGGGAGAGCCUGUCUGCUCACACACGACAGGAGGAGCAUUGCCAAGGCCAUGCAGGCAGUUAGUCACCUGUGGCACCGAGGCAUUGUACUGUGGAUCAACAUAGGCGGACUGGCUGCUGGGGUCUACAUGCUGCACAGGAACGCUGAUGAUGGAAAGAAGGAGAGAAAAGAGGCGAGGGGAGGACAAAACAGUGCUGCAGGACAAUGAGCAGCAGAGGGAGGACAGCUUGGCUGGUUUAUUAAUAAAAGAACGAAGAGAAAUAAAGUAGUGUAGAAGGUACAUGUGAUGUACGUGCUAGUGACAGUAUAAAGUGCUGUUUUUAAAACCAUACUCAGUACGUUAAACAAUGGUUAGUCACAAGGGACAUUUUUGAAGUUUUGAGAUUUUUUAAUCAUGGUAUAGGAUAGGUAGGUAGGUAGGUUGAGUUUUUAAUCAUGGUACAAGAUAUAGCAUUGCCCAUAUACUUGUACUUUGUAGUCUUUAGUUAGUAAGUUCAAAAUGAGCAACUUCAAAAAGUAAUUGCUUUAACUACCUUCCAAUGGUAAAAUUUAAGGUAUCUCCUAUAGUACAAAGUACUCUAAUAUUCUAGGCUUGACCCAAAAGAUAAGGAUCAUGUGCAGUAUUUUAAGAGGGGAGAAUUAUCAUAUUUUUCUUGAUUAAGAUCAUAUUAGGUAUAACAGGUUGGUGGCCAUCAGGAUCCACAAAGAUCCUCUAUUUCAUUCAUCUUCAAGAUGUCUGGUUUUUAAUUUUUUCUUUUUUUUUCAAUUUUAAAUUUCCAUUGAUAAUUUUAAAGUUACAUUUAUAGGGUGUGUGUUUGGAAAGGCAAAUUGUGUCAUGUAUCAGCUGUAAACUGAUGUGUGUUUAAGUUCCGGACAGAUAUUGCUGAAAAUUAUUAUUUUUCAUUAAUUUUGGGGACGUUCAUGGCAUACACACCAUUAGACUGUUGUCCUCUACUUAAUUUACCUACUUGCAUAUCAGUUUAGUACAGAACACUCGUGUGUUAUAAAAUUUUUAGUUUGCUGAAGUAAUUUGUGGAGAUUUAUGGAUACUGAUUGAAAAGAAUAGCUAGUUAUAGCGACAUUUUGCCAUUGUAUAAAUGGAUAAAAAUUCCCCACCCCUUUUUUUUAAUUAAAUUAAAUCCCUUUAAAAUAUUUAUUUUUCUGAAAGGAAAGUGGGGUAUUGAGCUAUACUGACUGAAUUGUUUACACAGGUUUUUAUUUAGUUCAGAAACAAAAGUUUCUUGCACCCCAAAAAAUUAAGUAAGCACUGUGAAAAAGAUUAUGCCAUAAUGAAACAGCAAUGCCAAAAGAGAGAGAAAUAAGUUAUUUUUUAUAAAACUUGGUUUGAUGUAGUUUGUUUUGGAUGUGUGAAAAAUUAAGAAUUGAAAAAAAAAAAGAGUCAUUUAUAACUAACUUAGUAUUCAGUUAUUAGCGUUGGCUGGGGUCUGAUUAUUUUAUUAUUAUAUUAUUAUUUUUUAUUAUUUUAUUAUUCAACUGAAUUAUACCAAGAUAGCAUCAAAAGUUUCAAGACCAUUGUCAGCAAAUAUUGUUGUCAUUUGAAUGAUUGCAUGUUUUUCAAUUUCUCUGAUUGGUAAAAAAAUCAAUUACAUCAUUGAUCAGGAUAUGUUUAGUGAUGAUGUCAUUGGUCAAUUAUUGUUUUAUCUGACCUCAUUUUCCUCGUUAUAUGAUCAUAUUCUAUGUUGAUUAUUAUAAAUAACAUAUGUUGUACUUCAUCCCUGAAGGUGGAGAUAGAAUGCUUAAUGAGGUGGACCUUAAAGGGAUAAUAACUCUUCGUAUGAGAUCUAUAUUUCACAAUAAAAACAUUGUGAAUAACUCAUAGAAAUA